GUCAGCAUUUUGGAACGCACUUAUUAGUUAGUCAUACUCCCAAGCUGGUGUGUUGACGAAUAGGCUCGGUAUAGGUUUGUUUGAGUGUUGAUUAAACGUAAGCCUUAAACAGUGUUACCACCCAGACGAAUUUGAAAAAAAAUCAAGAACAAGCUUUCAUAAGAAAAUAUUAGAGCUUUCUUCACAACAAUGGUCAAUUUACAUUCGUACGUAGCACCUUGUGAUAAAAACCCAGGACAUACAGCCUUUAUCCCGACGAAGACAUUUACAAAAGAACGACUUCCGGUUCGUUACCAUGACGACGACAUCGUGGAUGUAGUUAAACUUUUGGCUGAGGUUACGGUAAGAAUCGCCGUAAAAGUUACUAGCCCGGCUCGGCCUGAUAAGCUGCCGGGAACAGAUGUUCCCUAUCCGUGCUACGACCUGAGAGGAACGAAAACACUCCGGACCGGAACUGGGUACGCGGGGCAGGUGAUUCUACGUGACGCGGCGCCGUGUCCGUGUGAGGAAUGCCGGACGGCGGACGUACCUUGCGAUAGGUGGUCAGAGAUCCACGUCACAACGUCUCAGCAUUUGGUCUUUGACGACAUCGAGGCCAAGAAAACAGCUGCCAGGUUCUGGUUCGAUGAUGAUAAAAGUCUUUUAGUGUCUGUAAAUGCAUCCCAAGUCUUGGAGUCUGAUAUAGAAGCGGAUCGAUGUGUUGUGAUGUUUAUUACACAUGAUAUACAGCUCGCGAUGAAAUUGAAAGAAACGCUAUCAAAACUCGAGGAAAUGAGAGCUAAAGUUAACGAGAAGUACGGUGAGAAUGACAAGCUUGUUGUGAUUGUAUCUCACCCACACGGAUGUUCCAAGCAGGUGACAGUCGGGGAAUGGGAAGUACAGGAGGUGGAGAAAGGUAAGAGAAGGUUCGCCUACACGGCCCCCACCUGCCCAGGGAGUGGGGGCGCACCGGUUUUUGUUUUAAGCUCAAAGAGCCAGUUCUUCCAUACACACAGUGGUACUGACAACCGUCUCAACUACAGCAGCCUGUGUUAGAAUUAGAACAUUAUUUUCACAAAUGUUUAAUGUACGAUUUGUAAAACUUGGUUAGCAAAAUUAUUAUUUUAAUGACAAUGUUUGCUUAUUAUAGAAUCUUUAUGUCAUUCCAUGUUUUCGAAAAAUAAAAUAAUUGCGACGGUAAGCAUU
Molecule: messenger RNA, 1185 nt
Organism: Physella acuta
Lineage: Eukaryota; Metazoa; Mollusca; Gastropoda; Physidae
Source: RefSeq, a predicted model, not a curated record